AUGAGCCCCUCGACUGGUAAAGGAGCGUCUCAUCGGCGCACCUCCCUGACAUGCACCUAUUGCGAGCACCGGAACGAGAAGCCAUUCGGCUGCAACUACUGCGACGCCACGUUCAGUCGGAAGGACGUGAUAAAGCGACAUCACCUCCGAUAUCAUCAAGCUAUUGCUGAGAUGGUUGGCGUGACGUCCGAGCCGGCUUUGCCGACAUCUCUGCAUCUCGCACCACCUGCACCCGUGCAGCCAGUCAUCAUGUCACCUUCACCCCAGGACGUAUUCCUUGAUUUCUCACAGGGAGAGAACCUGGCUGUUGCGGCCCUGAGUAGCCAGGAUGGACAUUCUGGCCUACUCAUGAAUAAUUAUAUCAUUGAUGAUUUUCCUCCAGACUUGGACUUUCAGUCAGCACCAGAUGAAGGGCAUGCAGGCACCUCCAUGCCUGGUGGCCUUACCGGUCGGCCUCCAGACCCACCUUUCUGGAGAGGCUCCCUCGAACUGUCGGAGGAAAAGAGAGGUCAACUGUUCACAGAGACGAAAGAUGUUUUGAGAAAAGCAGGAAUCGGUAACAUAGCGGAAUUUCCGACUCGUUUGAGCCUAGAGAGAUUCCUCGUGACUUUCUUCGAAUGUUUCCUUGAUUACCUCCCAUUCAUUCAUGUUCCGACCUGGCAAGCCGAGGCGGCACAUCCUUGUCUUCUCUUAGCGAUGCUUGCGGUUGGCGCAGGGCCCUACAAAGAAUACGAUAUUGCCCAUGCUCUUUAUUACGCAGCAAGAUUUUUGAUUAUGACAUAUCUUGGAAACACUCCUUCAUCGGCCUCCGAAUACCCUCUCUGGGUGAUGCAAUCGCUGCUUAUCACAAUCUCGUAUGGCGUUCGUAGCGGUGAACGAGAAAUGUUUAACGACGCAGUUUCAUGGACCUCGUCCCUAGCAAAUGCUGUUCGCUGGGGUUCGACACCAGACAAGUAUCGCGACCUAGAGCACGAGAUACAAGGAUCAUGGCAGGAUUGGAUAGAGGAUGAGAUGGCUGUUCGGACCCACUGGGCUGCCUACACAGUUUUAUGCGUUCUGACCGUCUGCUUCAAUAUCCCUCCAGUACUGAUGGGUCAUGAAAUGAGCCACGUUCGGCUACCGUGCAAUGAAUCAGAGUGGUCAAGCGCUACUUUUGAAUCAUGGAUCAAGGCCAGGAUGGGCCGCUGUCGAAACUGCCCAUGUUUUGGAGAAGCGCUGGAGAUCCUCCUUGGUUCAGUAGAACUGCAAAGUGACACCAUCAGCGUUUUCGGAACUUACGUGCUCCUGCAUGCAAUUUUACAGAAUAUCUGGACGUUGAGACGGAACAUCUGGCUAGAACCAAUGCAUCUCGCGAGCUGCUUACAGAAAACAGACCUUACUCUUGGAAGGUGGCAUUCGUGCUGGGCGGGAAACGUAGAAUCAUCCGUGUCACCGCGAAACCCUCACAACGCUGUGACUGCAAAUCCAGCAGCACUCUUUCGCCUGGCAUAUAUGUGGGUCGGAGUUGAUUUCUCUUCGGUACGGGCUGCCAUUGCCUCGCAUAACCCGGAAACGAUAGAGCGAAGCUUCAAGCAGCUGUCGAUCCCAAUAGCAGAAUCGGACCUGACUUUGAAGAUCAUCAAGCAAGCAGUCGGCGCUCUUAAGACACGAGUUAAAUUAGGAAUGACGCUCAGAGAGCAACGGCUGGGCUGUUUUCAGAGUCUAGAAGUCCAUCUAUUUUCCCUGGAGUGCUGCCUUUUCGCUUGUGCAUGGUUGAAGGCGGCAGAGAGCCGUCCCGAGCUAGAGUGGUCAGCCGACGAAGCACAAGUCAUCCGGCUUGUCCGCGAGAUCUUGUUUGAAGUAGAUUUGCCUGCCACUCGUUCUCAAAAGCCAGAUGCCGUACGAGUAGUGUAUGCCUGGGCAUUGAUAUUGAAGCGUCGCGCGUGGGCGUUUAUGAGAAUUGCCAGCUUGCUAUUUGUAUUUGUCCACCAUCUCGGGCGCUCCAUCAUUUACCCCGUGGCCGACGCAUUUUCCACCCUGCGCCGAAUCGCCGAUCGCUUAUCCUCAGCAGAUAUCCGAGCCGCACAAUGUUAUAUAAAGAUCCGGGCCCGGUGGGAUGAUCAUUCUCCAUGCCUUUUCAUUUAUUCUCCCUAUCACACCACGAUUGUCCGACAGGAUUUUGUUUUCAUGUCUCUCUCUGGCCUUGUGGUUGUCGUCGCUGGUGCCUCCAAGGGCAUCGGAAAGGAGAUUGCCCUGCGAGCCGGUGCUGAUGGAGCCAAGGUAGUCAUCAACUACCUGUCGGACAUCAAGGCCGCGACCGCAAUUGUCGCGCAGCUUGGGCAUGAACGUGCCAUUGCAGUGCAGGCUGACGUUUCGAACCCCGCUGAGGUGGACGGCUUGAUUCAAGUCACUGUAGCCAAAUUCGGAAGGAUUGAUAUCCUGAUCCCCAACGCCGCGUAUGUCCCCCAAAAAGAUCUACGGAACGUGACAGAGGAGGACUUUGACCGGGCUUUUGCUGUCAAUGUCAAGGGUCCUUGCUUUUUAGCAAAGGUGGGCGGUCCCAAAUCCUUUAGAUUCGCUUCCCCAAACACUUUUUCGGGAAGCGUGUUGUGGCAGUUGCCCUCUGAAUCAGAAAUCAUGUUGACGAAGUUCCAGAAAGCACUUCCGCACAUGACUCCCGGAAGUAAGAUCAUUUUCAUUUCGACGGACAUGACAGACGCUUCUGUUAUACCGCCUCAGUUCCUUCUAUAUGUGUCCACCAAGGGAGCAAUGAAUCAGAUGGUUAAAGUUUUGGCACGGGACCUCGCCAGCAGUGGAAUCCGUGUCAAUGCCAUCGCCCCAGGGGCGACAAGUACAGACUCCUUCCAUCGAGUGGUGGACGAGAGCAAAGAACGGAUGCUUGCGAGCCACAACCCGUUCAACCGUAUUGCAAAUGCAGAAGAGAUUGCCGCAGGGGCCAGUCUCCUCUGGGGGAAGGACAGCGACUGGAUCUCCGGGCAGGUUCUGAAGGUGAACGGUGGUAGUAUUGUCUGA
Aspergillus affinis is the source of this 3012-nucleotide messenger RNA. RefSeq lists its product as uncharacterized. Lineage: Eukaryota; Fungi; Ascomycota; Eurotiomycetes; Eurotiales; Aspergillaceae. Gene Ontology annotation, molecular function: zinc ion binding; RNA polymerase II cis-regulatory region sequence-specific DNA binding; DNA-binding transcription factor activity, RNA polymerase II-specific. Gene Ontology annotation, cellular component: chromatin. Gene Ontology annotation, biological process: regulation of transcription by RNA polymerase II; DNA-templated transcription. The coding region runs from base 1 to 3012 and encodes 1003 amino acids. The record is from RefSeq and is a predicted model, not a curated record. The transcript is spliced from 9 exons.